UAAUGAUGGCUCGUCGGUAACAUGUGUAUACAUAGGAUUAUAUACGAUCAGUUCAGCAUCGACGAGUAUUUUGCUUUCUAUUUUUUACCUCGGUGACAAUAUAUUCUAGAAGGUGAAAAUUGCAGAACUAUUCGUGCGACACAAAAUCUCAUAAGGCUGCCACUCUUGCUGACGGUGCCACCAGCACCACUUCGAAGUGACGUGGCUGCAAUGACGGCACGAGUCGUGCCGUUACAGUCAAGUACGAGAAUUGUGUCGUUACAAUUGAAUUGUAAAACGAUGGUGUAAUUAUGAAAAGCUGAGGGUAAACGUUAAUUAAGGCCAUUUCGAGCUCACAGUCGGGUACACUUGAUAAUUAGACGUCGAUCGAAUCAACGACAUGACUACUUACGAAGAUUUCAUUCAGCAAAACGAAGACCGCGACGGAGUACGUAUCACUUGGAACGUUUGGCCUUCGUCGCGCAUAGAUGCUACCAGACUCGUCGUACCGUUGGGAGUACUUUAUCAGCCCAUCAAGGAAAGACCCGACCUACCACCGAUACAAUACGACCCUGUUCUAUGCACGAGAUCUACGUGCAGAGCAAUUUUAAAUCCGUUGUGUCAAGUGGAUUACCGAGCCAAAUUAUGGGUGUGCAAUCUGUGCUUUCAAAGGAAUCCAUUUCCACCGCAAUAUGCUGCCAUCUCAGAGCAGCAUCAGCCGGCAGAAUUGAUUCCGAAAUUUUCUACGAUCGAAUACACGAUAAUGAGAGCACAAUGUUUGCCACCCAUUUUCUUAUUGGUCGUCGACACGUGUAUGGACGAAGAAGAGUUGGGGGCUCUCAAAGAUUCUUUACAAAUGUCGCUUUCCCUUCUUCCACCCAACGCUCUGAUCGGUCUCAUCACUUUUGGAAGAAUGGUACAAGUUCACGAGCUUGGCUGCGACGGAUGUAGCAAGAGCUACGUCUUUCGCGGUACCAAGGACUUGCAACCGAAACAAGUUCAGGAUAUGCUAGGUAUGGGCCGACCUGUUCCUGGUCAGAAUCCGAACCAGCGAGGACCCGGAGGACAACCACUCCCAGCGGCCAACCGCUUUUUACAGCCUGUACAUAAGUGUGAUAUGAGUUUAACGGAUCUUUUAGGGGAAUUACAACGGGAUCCGUGGCCGAUCGGACCUGGGAAACGGCCGUUACGAUCGACCGGUGUGGCACUGGCUGUUGCUACCGGUCUCUUGGAAGCCAGUUAUGCCAAUACCGGUGCGAGGAUAAUGAUGUUCGUCGGUGGACCUUGCUCCCAAGGUCCCGGCCAAGUCGUCACAGACGAUUUGAAACAUCCCAUCAGGUCUCACCACGAUAUUCAGAAAGAUAACGCGAAACAUAUGAAGAAAGCGACUAAACAUUACGAUGGUUUGGCAUCACGAGCCGCGACCAACGGCCACAUAAUAGACAUCUAUUCGUGCGCCCUCGAUCAAACGGGUCUGUUAGAGAUGAGACAGUGCUGCAACUCAACCGGUGGACAUAUGGUCAUGGGAGACUCAUUUAAUUCCUCGUUGUUCAAACAAACGUUCCAACGCGUAUUCGCUAAGGACCACAAGGGUGACUUGAAAAUGGCGUUUAACGCGACGUUAGAGGUGAAAACGUCGCGCGAAAUCAAAGUUUCCGGGGCGAUCGGGCCGUGCGUGUCCCUCGGAGCGAAAGGGGCAAGCGUCGGAGAACAGGAAGUAGGAUUGGGUGGCACUUGCCAAUGGAAAUUUUGUUCUCUCAAUCCAUCUACCACUGUGGCACUGUUCUUCGAAGUCGUGAAUCAACAUACCGCGCCGAUUCCUCAGGGCGGAAGGGGCUGCGUUCAGUUCAUCACGCAGUAUCAACAUAGCAGUGGUCAGCGAAGAAUCAGAGUGACUACGAUCGCCAGGAAUUGGGCAGACGCGUCGACGUCUUUACAUCACAUCAGCGCCGGUUUCGACCAAGAGGCGGCCGCUGUUUUAAUGUCACGGUUGGCGGUCUUCAGGGCAGAGAGCGACGAUGGGCCGGACGUUCUUAGAUGGGUCGAUCGCAUGCUCAUCAGAUUGUGUCAGAAAUUCGGAGAAUACGCGAAGGACGAUCCAAACAGUUUUCGGCUGGCGGAAAACUUUUCUUUAUAUCCCCAAUUCAUGUACCAUUUACGUAGGUCGCAAUUCUUGCAAGUCUUCAAUAAUUCUCCCGAUGAGACCAGUUUCUACAGACAUAUGCUCAUGCGAGAAGAUUUAACGAACUCGCUGAUAAUGGUGCAACCGAUCUUAUACAGUUAUGGAUUCAGCGGUCCACCGGAACCAGUAUUGUUAGAUACUUCAUCCAUUCAACCGGACAGAAUUUUAUUGAUGGAUACUUUCUUCCAAAUCCUCAUAUUCCACGGAGAGACCAUCGCACAGUGGCGUCAGUUGAAAUAUCAAGACCUGCCCGAGUACGAGAAUUUCCGACAAUUAUUAGCAGCACCGGUGGACGAUGCCGCGGAAAUAUUAGCCGAAAGAUUUCCUGCACCGAGAUACAUCGAUACCGAACAAGGUGGUUCGCAAGCAAGAUUUUUAUUGAGCAAAGUGAACCCGAGCCAGACUCACAACAACAUGUACGCGUACGGAGCGGGGAUGCCGAUACCCAGCGGGGAAAGUGGAGCACCUGUCUUAACCGACGACGUCAGCUUACAAGUAUUCAUGGAGCAUUUAAAGAAAUUGGCUGUCUCAUCCACGGCCUAAAUAGACGUAGAAAAUGAAACGAGAACGUUUUCUCACCGUUUUGCAUGUCUAUGCAAGAUUAUUGUGGAAUGGAACAUCGACGCUCGAGUUUACUAAGGGGGGUAUAGAUGAACGCAGUAAGAAUUUCUAUUGUAAUGAGAAGCGUACUAUUAAUUAAAUGUAACUCUUCGAUAUAUUUUUCAAAGUAUAAUUACUGUACAAACGAAAUAUAUAGCACUAACGUAA
This is a messenger RNA of Ceratina calcarata, 2929 nucleotides long. It is a transcript of the gene Sec23, whose product is annotated as transport protein Sec23. Bases 380 to 2704 code for a protein of 774 amino acids. Gene Ontology annotation, molecular function: GTPase activator activity; zinc ion binding. Gene Ontology annotation, biological process: endoplasmic reticulum to Golgi vesicle-mediated transport; COPII-coated vesicle budding; COPII-coated vesicle cargo loading. Lineage: Eukaryota; Metazoa; Arthropoda; Insecta; Hymenoptera; Apidae. The transcript has 12 exons. Gene Ontology annotation, cellular component: COPII vesicle coat; endoplasmic reticulum exit site. The record is from RefSeq and is a predicted model, not a curated record.